This is a messenger RNA of Xenopus tropicalis (tropical clawed frog), 1857 nucleotides long. It is a transcript of the gene asf1b, whose product is annotated as anti-silencing function 1B histone chaperone. The record is from RefSeq and is marked provisional. Gene Ontology annotation, biological process: chromatin organization. Gene Ontology annotation, cellular component: nucleus. Lineage: Eukaryota; Metazoa; Chordata; Amphibia; Anura; Pipidae.
CGGAGCGGUACAGCCGGGCAUACCGGGGAAGGAGGAGACGCCACAACAGCCCUAGUGACAUAACAUCGCUGGCAUUUACAGCUUGGGAGGCAUCAUGGCAAAAGUACAGAUUCUCAACAUGGUCGUGCUGGAUAACCCCUGCCCCUUCCACAACCCUUUCCAAUUUGAAAUUACUUUUGAAUGCAUAGAGGACCUGCCAGAUGAUCUGGAAUGGAAGAUCAUCUAUGUGGGAUCUGCUGAGAGUGAAGAAUAUGAUCAGGUGCUGGAUUCUGUCUUGGUGGGACCUGUCCCCGCCGGCCGCCACAUGUUCGUCUUUCAAGCAGAUGCUCCCAAUUCCAGCCUUAUCCCCGAGUCCGACGCUGUAGGAGUGACUGUAGUGUUGAUUACUUGCACGUACCGUGGUCAGGAGUUUAUCAGAGUUGGAUAUUAUGUAAACAAUGAGUAUUCUGAUCCAGAGCUACGGGAGAACCCACCUCUCAAACCACAUUUCGGCCAGCUUCAGAGAAACAUCCUGGCAUCAAACCCACGCGUCACACGCUUUCACAUCAACUGGGAAUGCGCGAGCGAGGCAAAGAUGGAAGACAUUGAAAACGUGGACCCUGCCUCUAAUGCAAUGUUGCCUCCUAACUGUGCCCCGUCUAAGGGUCUUGCAGCUGCACUUAACCCAAUCCCAGAGAAUUCCAUGGACUGUAUGUGAUAGCAGUAACAGAGGGGCAAUAUGGGCUGCAGCAAGGGAAACUGCCACAAACUCUCUACCACAACAGUCUCGGCUUCCUGUGAGCACUCUACAAUCACUGCCAACUUAACACUUCUGUCGCUCCAGAGUGUCUAGCUUGCCGGUAGUUCCACUCACCAAUUAGUAGGAUUUUUUUUUUUUUUUACACAAAAGCAGUCUUCCUCUCGUAACGAGACAGAUCUUCCCGCCUUUCGCUCAGCAGUAUAUUAUUUCAACUGAAAACUUCCAACCUUUUAAUGUUUCAGUGUUUUAUAUUUCCAAAGCUACCAAGGCCCAUCCAUUUAAACAUUUUGUUACACUUCAUUCUUUCACACUGCUAUCUUUGUCUCCUUUUUUUCUUUUCUUUGAGCCUGUAAAAGUAAGGCUCUGAGCUGAAUGUAGUGGCCCUGGAGUCCCUAACAGCAUCAGUUUAUAGCUUCCGUGGGUACCUUUUGCCCGUCGCAUUAUUGCCACCUCCUCUACUGAGGCAUGUCGGUACAUUCAGCGAGGAAGAGACUUCAUUUCCUGCAAUUAAAUCUCUCUGCUGCCUGGUGCUAAUUAAUCAUGCUGUCACUGACCUUAGAUAAACAUCGGCUUUGUGAGCCAUUGCUGGUAACUUGUUUGAAGCCGGUUUGUCUUUGGGAAAUGCAAGAUAAGGCAUAGAAUUUAGCCUAAUUGCAAAAAUGGUCUUGCAUGAACUGGCACAUUUUCUUGCACCCAACAUGCUAGGAAUCUUUAUCUACCGGACAGGUACAUAAAUGAGCAGGAUUGCUCUAGUGUUCUCCAGGAAAUUGCAAGCAUGGCUGUGGACCCCGCAGCCACUGCAACAGACUGUUUUUGUUUUGGUUUCUUUUGUUUUUUUUCCUCUAAAUAUUACGGACUGUGGCUUUCCAGCCGAAAUAAAUUACUAUCUCAAGGUCUUGAGAUAUUUGGGGAUCCCCAGCCCCACAAAUAAGGGGGAGGAGGCAAUAGAUAUGAGUCCUCCCCAAACUCCAGGAGCCUCUCUUGUUUUGUAUUUUUGUUCAGCUGCCUUAGCUGGAUGUAAAUGGUUGAUGGCCAUUAAUUUCCUAUGUGUUUUUUUAAAAAAUUAUUAUAUAUAUAUGUGAGUAGGAAUUUGCUUAAAUAAAAGCACUUAGAGCAAA